Molecule: messenger RNA, 309 nt
Organism: Spodoptera exigua (beet armyworm)
Lineage: Eukaryota; Metazoa; Arthropoda; Insecta; Lepidoptera; Noctuidae
Source: the annotation of a GenBank genome assembly
AUGUACAGUGCUUACAAAGAUGAUUUGGAGAACGGCGAAUUAGUGCAGUUCGUAGAGUUGCUGAAAACAGAUGUAGCUACUGUAAUUGACAGCAAGAAACAGGAGCCUCUGGAACUGCAAUUUUAUAAGCUUUUAUUAAAUAAUUCUUUAGAAUCGUGUUUCCCAAAUUUAGAAAUUGCCUUGCGUAUUUACUUAUCUCUCAUGAUCACUAACUGCAGUGGCGAAGGUUCUUUGUCAUCGUUGAAACGAUUAAAAAAUGAAUUAAGGAACACUAUGGGCCAAGAACGUCUUAAACGUCUCACGUUGUAG